GAAUGUGUUUUGCCACAAAACCCUAAACCCUAAAUUCUUAUCAGUCAGUCUCUCGUCGCUGAGAGAGGGGGAGGGAGAGGGAGGGGGGGAAUCCUCAGUGCAGCAGCGCGGUUGGUGAUGAUGAUGCUAACGUUGAAGGGUCGGGUUUCUAAGCAUUUGUUAUAUCAAUCGCCAUCGACUAUUCAUUCAACGUUGCCCCUUUUGAUGAGGUUAUGCUCCUUUAGUUCAAUCGAUAUCGAUGGUGCUGGUGGUGGUGCGGGUCGAAGACAACCCUUGAAAGGAGAACAAGGCACAAUCAGCAGCGGCGCAGCAGCUUUUGCCCGUAGUAGCACCGAGCCUGCCGAAAUUGAUAAUAACAACUACGACCGAACCAGAGAGGAUAAACGGAGAACGUACGACACAGGCCGUCAGAAUCCACCGGAUCCCAUACCCAAUAGGCCCUUGCGGGGCAGCAGGGGAUACGAGAAUAAGUCAACCUCCUCCGCCGACACCAUCAACCAGAGGAGCAAGCCCGUUGGAAUGGGAGGAAGCAGAACCGGUCGUCAAUCUCCCAGCACUAGCAGCAGCAGCAGCAGCGAUCUUUUCUUAUUCGAUAAAUUUGGCCACGACGGUGAUGACGAGGAGGAGAAAAAUACGAAGAAGCAAUCCUCUCAAAAGCAAUAUUCCCGACCUCAACCUUCGAAGCAGGAGCAGGAGCAGGAGCAGGGCCACGAUUUUCUUGAAAAAUUCAAGCUUGGGUUUGAUAAAGGGGACAAGCAUCUCCCGUUGCGUAAACAAGAAGAGGACAAGGAGAUGAAAGCUUCCCCACCUCCUCCUCAAGACGUGGACGAGAUAUUCAAGAAAAUGAAGGAAACAGGCCUCAUUCCCAAUGCCGUGGCAAUGCUUGAUGGCCUCUGCAAGGAUGGGCUAGUCCAAGAAGCCAUGAAGCUUUUUGGUCUGAUGCGCGAGAAGGGUACCAUCCCUGAAGUCGUGAUAUACACAGCUGUGGUCGAAGGUUUCUGCAAGGCCCAAAAAAUGGAUGAUUCUAUGAGGAUUUUCAGGAAAAUGCACAACAACGGGAUCUCUCCCAAUGCAUUCAGUUACACCAUCUUGAUUCAAGGCCUCUACAAAGCUAAGAGACUGGAGGAUGCACUUGAUUUCUCUGUGGAAAUGCUGGAGGCUGGUCAUUCCCUCAACUUGGCUACCUUUGCGGGUUUGGUUGAUGGGUUUUGCAGGGAAAAGGGUUUAGAAGAUGCCCGGAGCAUCAUUGGAGCAUUGACGCAGAAAGGGUUCUCUUUUGACGAGAAAGCUGUUCGAGAGUAUCUGGACAAGAAAGGGCCAUUCUUGCCACUGGUUUGGGAGGCAAUAUUUGGAAAGAAAAGCUCGCGGAGACCUUUAUGAGUUUUCCUGUCAGAGUCAUACAUAUUGUGAACAUGGUAUGCAUGAAGUGGAUCAACCAAUUCAUAUUCUCAGGGAUGCAAAUUCACAGAAGCUUAACAUAGUCCCAUUAAUAGAAAUGCACUAAUUGAUGGUAGAGGCACAUGAUUGCAUGUUGCUGACGGAGGUACAACAUUCUGUCAUUUAUUUUCUGUUCUCCUGUAUUGAGCGCAUAAGGAUUUUAUUUCUUGUUAUAACAUUGAGCAUAGGCAAUGUUGCCGUAUACUGACAAUAGCUUUUGUAAUCGGUUGGAUUUUAGAUUUGGUACGGUGAAUGAGCCAAAUGUGAUUGAUGAACAUCCUUUUCUUAAGGGGGAGAUGCUGUGGAAAUGGGGCUUGUAUAAAUUUUAGUUAUCAAAUAAGAGAUCUGAAUAUUAUGGGGGUGUUUA
This is a messenger RNA of Camellia sinensis, 1804 nucleotides long. RefSeq lists its product as uncharacterized. NCBI's taxonomy places the organism in Eukaryota, Viridiplantae, Streptophyta, Magnoliopsida, Ericales, Theaceae. Gene Ontology annotation, molecular function: protein binding. The record is from RefSeq and is a predicted model, not a curated record.